Messenger RNA from Vombatus ursinus (common wombat), 2645 nucleotides. RefSeq names its product low-density lipoprotein receptor-related protein 5-like. The annotation marks the transcript as partial. Gene Ontology annotation, molecular function: protein binding. The transcript has 13 exons. The record is from RefSeq and is a predicted model, not a curated record. NCBI's taxonomy places the organism in Eukaryota, Metazoa, Chordata, Mammalia, Diprotodontia, Vombatidae.
AUGAGGGAAUUGAGUGCUAGGGAGGUGAAGCACUUUGCCUGGGUCACCAGCCAGCAAGGGACAGAGGAGACGCAGCUGACCAUUGGAGGUCAAGAAAGGGUCAUCAUUGCCGAUGACCUCCCACACCCCUUUGGACUCACACAGUACAGUGACUACAUCUAUUGGACCGAUUGGAAUCUCCACAGCAUCGAGAGAGCCGAUAAGGUCAAUGGCAAAAACCGGACCCUGAUUCAGGGCCACUUGGACUUUGUCAUGGACAUCCUGGUCUUCCACUCUUCCCGCCAGGAUGGUCUGAAUGAUUGCAUACAAAACAACGGACACUGUGGGCAGCUGUGCCUGGCCAUCCCCAAUGGUUACAGAUGCGGAUGCGCGACCCAUUAUACACUGGAUCCCAACCACAGGAACUGCAGCUCACCCACCGCCUUCCUGCUGUUUAGUCAGAAGUGUGCCAUCAGCCGAAUGAUACCAGAUGACCAGCAAAGCCCGGACGUGGUCCUCCCGCUGCACGGCUUGCGGAACGUCAAAGCCAUCGAUUACGACCCACUGGACAAGUUCAUCUACUGGGUGGACGGGCGUCAGAACAUUAAAAGGGCCAAAGACGACGGGACCCAGCCCUUUGUUGUGACUUCUGCAAACCAAGGCCAGAACUCGGAAAAGCAGCCGCACGAUCUCAGCAUCGACAUUUACAGCCACGCCCUGUACUGGACGUGCGAGGCCACCAACACCAUCAACGUGCACCGGCUGAGCGGGGAGGCCAUCGGCGUGGUGCUGCGUGGGGACCACGACAAGCCCAGAGCCAUCGUGGUGAACGCCGAGCGCGGGUACCUGUACUUCACCAACAUGCAGGACCGCGCUGCCAAGAUUGAGCGGGCGGCCCUGGACGGCACCGAGCGGGAAGUGCUGUUCACCACCGGCCUCAUCCGGCCGGUGGCUCUGGUCGUUGACAAUAAGCUAGGCAGACUCUUUUGGGUGGACGCUGACCUGAAGCGCAUCGAGAGCUGCGAUUUGUCAGGAGCAAACCGGGUGACUCUGGAGGAUUCCAACAUCGUGCAGCCCAUGGGCCUGACGGUGCUGGGCAACCACCUCUACUGGAUUGACCGUCAGCAGCAGAUGAUUGAGCGGGUAGAGAAGACCAGUGGCUACAAAAGGACCCGGAUCCAGGGCCGGAUCUCUCACCUCACGGGGAUCCACGCGGUGGAAGAGAUCGACAUGGACGAGUUCGCUGCUCAUCCCUGCUCCCGAGACAACGGAGGCUGCUCCCACAUCUGUAUCGCCAAAGGCGAUGGCACCCCGAGGUGCUCCUGCCCCGUCCACCUGGUCCUGUUACAGAACCUCUUGACGUGUGGAGAGCCCCCGACGUGUUCCCCGGACCAGUUCACGUGCGCCACCGGGGAGAUCGACUGCAUCCCGAUGGCCUGGAGGUGCGACGGCUUCCCAGAGUGCGACGAUCACAGCGACGAGGCGAACUGCCCGCUGUGCUCGGCCUCCCAGUUCCAGUGUGAGAAGGGCCAGUGCAUUGACCUGCGCUGGCGGUGCAACGGAGAGAUCGACUGCCAGGACAAGUCUGAUGAAGCGGACUGCGACGCCAUCUGCCUGCCCAACCAGUUCCGCUGUGCCAGCGGCCAGUGUAUCCUCAUCAAGCAGCAGUGUGACUCCUUCCCCGACUGCAUGGACGGUUCUGACGAGCUCUUGUGUGAAAUCACAAAGCCCCCUUCGGAUGACCCACCCUCCCACAGUAACGCCAUCGGCCCCGUCAUCGGGAUCAUCCUCUCCCUCUUUGUGAUGGGAGGGAUGUAUUUUGUUUGCCAGCGAGUGAUCUGCCAGCGAUACGCAGGGGCCAGUGGGCCGUUCCCCCACGAGUACGUCAGUGGCACCCCUCACGUCCCCCUCAAUUUCAUAGCCCCUGGCAGUUCUCAGCAUGGCACCUUUACAGGUAUCUCCUGUGGCAAGUCCAUGAUCAGCUCCAUGAGCCUCAUGGGGGGCAGCAGCGGCCUGCCCAUCUACGAUCGGAACCACGUCACCGGGGCCUCGUCCAGCAGCUCGUCCAGCACUAAAGCCACUUUAUACCCACAGAUCCUGAACCCUCCCCCUUCUCCUGCCACUGACCGCUCUUUGUACAACACAGAGAUGUUCUACUCUUCAAACAUUCCUUCGACCACGAGAUCUUACAGACCGUACAUCAUCAGAGGGAUCGCGCCGCCCACGACGCCGUGCAGCACAGACGUGUGUGACAGCGACUGCACCACCGGUCGAUGGAAGGCCAGCAAAUACUACAUGGAUCUGAACUCAGACUCGGACCCCUACCCACCCCCGCCCACUCCCCACAGCCAGUACCUGUCAGCGGAAGAGAGCUGCCCACCGUCACCAGCCACUGAGCGCAGUUACUUCCACCUCUUCCCACCCCCGCCCUCGCCCUGCACGGACUCCUCCUGACCUCGGCCCCACCACCUGGGCCUGCAUCUUCCCUCUCCCCUGUAAAUAUUUUUAAAUAUGAACAAAGAAAAAAUAUAUUUUAUGAUUUUAAAAAAUAAAUAAAUAUGGUUGGGAUUUUAAAACACAAAAAAUGUGAAUAAUACCAGGGUGGGCAGGGCUGUGAAAACUUUGUACAGUGGAAAAAUAUUUAUAAAUUUAAUUUUUUAACUUAA